AGCAAGUAGCGCUUUCCUAAAUGACUUUUGAGCGGAAAUCACGUCCGUACAUGUCACAUUCAUUACCUUCCUUAGGUACCGAUUCCCUCCGCUCCGUCUUCUUAAACUCUUAUUAUAUUAUUAUCGCCAAAACCGCCUCAUCUUCCUUGUCGGCGAUCCUAUAAUCAACUCUUCUUCUACAUCACCCCAUACAUACCUAACCCCGUAUCUGAUAUUCCAAAGCAUAGCCCAAGAUGCCGGCCUGGGGCAAAGGUCUCAUGCAGUCCGACGAUGACUACGAUAUCGCCAACGACCUUAGCGACAUGUGCGACUGCGACCUCAUAUACCCGACGGAAGAAGAGGGCCGAUCCGCCACGAUCAAAAAGUUGAACGACGGUCUGCUCUCCCAGAAGUUUGAAAAGAUUCUCUCCAGCGACUUCAAGCCGGCUACCAGCCACCACAAGCGAGAGCGCAUAGCUAUCAUCUUGGGGAUGCUGGCCAUGGAGCUCGGCGUUGUCAUCGAAGACCGCUACUUGAGAGCGCUUCGAAUCCUUCGGCCCUGGCUCCCUACGCUCGAGCAGCAGCUGCAGCUGGUUACGGCGCUCGACGAGUACAAGAAUGAUGGGACGCCUUGGGAGACGGGCUCGAAGGGUCUUAUUGACACGAGACGAGCCAAGGAACGAGGUCCGCAGAAGUACGACCUUGGUGACGAGUUCUGGUUCAGUGGCUUGGGAUUCUCUUCAGAUGAGGCUCCCUCGUCAGAGAUGGUCAGCAAAGUCUGUAUGAAUUGCGGGGACAGAGAUGUCGACCUCCGCUGCGGCCGCUGCAAGAUGGUUCGUUACUGCAACGCUGCCUGCCAGCGAGUUGACUGGUCAACUCACAAGAAAGUUUGCCAGCCCCGUGACAGCAUCCGCAAAUGCCCUGUGCCUGAUCUUAAGUAAUAUCUAGAGAUCAAGUCUUCCCUUUGUUCGCCGAUUCGUUUGACUAUAGUUCCGUUUGAGGCGAUGUUUGAUAGUUUAGUCACCUUGCUGC
Molecule: messenger RNA, 1011 nt
Organism: Daldinia vernicosa
Lineage: Eukaryota; Fungi; Ascomycota; Sordariomycetes; Xylariales; Hypoxylaceae
Exons: 3
Coding region: 234-920 (228 amino acids)
Source: RefSeq, a predicted model, not a curated record